Molecule: messenger RNA, 3765 nt
Organism: Trichosporon asahii var. asahii CBS 2479
Lineage: Eukaryota; Fungi; Basidiomycota; Tremellomycetes; Trichosporonales; Trichosporonaceae
Exons: 2
Coding region: 1-3765 (1254 amino acids)
Source: RefSeq, a predicted model, not a curated record
AUGUCCUCCCAGCCGGCCGCGAACGCAGCUACGACCGGCAUCUCCAAGUCGGCGGCCAAGAAGCGGGCCAAGAAGGCUGCAAAGGCCCUCGCUGCUAGCAGAGAGGGUUCCGCUGCUGCUGGCGCUGCUGCCAGCGACGACUUUGCCUCUGCUCCAUCGUCUGCACUCGACGCCAAGCUGGCCUUCUCUGCCGCCGCAGGACCAUAUCCCGACGCCGCCAGCUUCAACUACUACGACGACGCUGCCGACGCUCACCUCCACCCCGCCACUGCAGGCUUAGUCUCCUCUGGUCCCCGACAGGAUCAGUUCAGCUUUGCCUCGUACGCCUUCGGCGACCGCAACCUUGUUCCCCAGGCGAACGGCAGCCCCUUUGGUGGCUUGUCACAGUCCAUCAACAUCACGCACGAAGACCUUCUCGAGACCGCGAACGAGCUCUGGAAAAGAAUGGGCGAGACUGCCUACGGCGAGGACGACCCAUACUGGUCGUCGUUGCCGCCCCAUGUGCGCCAGUUCAUCCGCGAGGCGAUCCCUUUCAAUGGGCUCAGCAACACGUCGAAUGAUCCGCAGGCGACUCAAAAGGACCUCUACGCCAUGGCUCAACGCAUAGUGCAUGCUGCGAGCCAAGGUAUGGGGCUCCAGGGCGUCGGUUCCAACUUAUUAUCACAGGUGAACGGACGCGCCUCUCAUCUUCAGCCGAGUAUCGCGGAGGACCUCGGGUUCCACCGACACCCUGAUGCCGCCGCCGGUCAGGAAGACGACUUUGAAGACGAGGAGGAGUUUGAGGAGGAGCACGACUUCCAUGUUCAACCCAACGGCGACACUGCGCCUAAAAAGAAGAACAAAAAGAAGAAGAAAAAGAACACCUCGAGUGCGAACCACAGCGACCCUCCCCCGGCUGCGCUGCCACCCCCGGCCGUGCGACAACCGCCGCGACAACCUGUGCCCCCACAACCUCCUGUGCAACAACCUUCUCUCAACCCCCCACCCCCUCCAGUCACACCGGUACCGACUCAACCCCCUCCGAGUUCUCGCGCAGCCGGCAAGCAACCCAUGACCCACGCUCCUGCACCGACAGCCAACCCGGUUCCACGGUCUGUGCGUGCCGCUGGCAAGGCUCCUGUCUCUGCAUCGGCGCACACGCACCACCACGCCCAUGCCCCGUCAAGCAAGUCGGUCGGCAAAGGCAAGGCUGCCGCAAGCCAGGCGCCAACGAAAGUGUGGCAAACGGCAUCGGCAGAGGAGCGCGAGCACAUUACGGAGUUCUGGCUUGGUCUCAGUGAUGCUGAGCGGCGCGAUCUGCUGCAGAUCGAGAAGGACGCCGUGCUGCGCCGCAUGAAGGAGCAGCAACGUCAUUCAUGCAGUUGCGCAGUCUGCGGAAGGAAGAAGGUCAACAUCGAGAAGGAGCUCGACCAGCUGUACGAGCAGUACUACGAGGAAUUGGAGCGGUACACAGCCCUCCAGCGCAACUCUACAAGGCACCCCGAUUGUCCGCCUCCACCGGGCGCCGGGCCGUUCCCUGGCAGCGUCGAACUCGACCCGAGCGGCCAGCUUCUCAAGUUCGAUCACCUCGCGCCUAAUCCCGCACAUCAGCAUAAUCUCGAUAGCAGCGACGAGUAUGACGACGAGGACUACGACGACGAGGACGAAGAUCUGGACGAUGACGACAUUGCAAGCGACGAUGUCGAAGUUGACUUCCCACUGCGCAAGGGAGGAUCCAAGCCGCUCGGCCCGAAGGGCGAUACGGGUGACGACUUCUUUGGAUUCGGAUCUUCACUUGCGACCAUCAAGGGAAUUAUCACGGUUGCCGACGAUCUACUGAAGAACGACGGCAUGAAGUUCCUGGAGAUGAUGGAGCAACUCGCCGUCAAGCGCGUCGCCCGCGAGGAGCUCAACAUUCGCGAGCUGCAGAACCUGGACAUUAACGAUGUUCAGGAGGAGACCGACGAGGACGAUGACGAUGAUGACAUCUCCGAGUCGCAGCGCGUGAAUGAGGGGCGCCGGAUGUUCGCCAUCUUUGCCGCCCGCAUCGCCCAGAAGCAGCGACAGGACGAGGAGCGCGCAGCCCGUGAGGCCGCUCUCGCCGAGGAGCAGCGUUUGGCGAAACUCAAGGCUCAGGAAGAUGCUCGCGAGCGUCAACGCAAGCAAGAGGAGGAACGCCAGCGCCGCGAGGCCGUCAAGCGUGCAGCCCAGGAAGAGGCUGCUCGCAAGGAGGCUGAACGCAAGAAGCGCCAGGAAGAGCAACGCGCCCGCGAGGAAGAGGCCGCUCGCAAGACACGCGAACGCGAAGAGAAGGCCCGUAAGGAGCGCGAAGCUCGCGAGCGCGAGGCGAAGGAGAAGGAACGCCGUGAAAAGGAGGAGAAGGAGCGCAUCGCCAAAGAGCGCGCCGAGAAGGAGCGUGCCGCCAAGGAGGCCCGCGAGAGGGCCGAGAAGGAGAGGCAAGCCAAGCUUGAGGAGGAGCGACAGGAGAAGCAGCGUCGUGAGGAGGCCGCCCGUCGCGAGCGUGACGCCGCUGAGCAGAAGAAGAUUCUUGCUGCCCAGCAGGCUGCUCGCGAGAAGGCCGCUGCCGAUAAGGCGGCGGCCGAGAAGAGCGCGAAGGCCGCCCGCGAGAAGACUGCUGCUGCGUCUGUUCGUCCUCCUCAGGCUGGCAAGGCCAGCACGACUCCUGCGACACCUGCUGGACGCAACGGACCCACUCCUCCUGGCCUCCUCUCCUCGCCGCCGACUCCCGGUGCCGGCCGUGGACCUCCCGUCCGCAGCGCCCCUCCCAAGACCCCUCAAGGCUUUUACUCGGCGCCUGGCAGCCAGCCGGUCCCCAUGGCAAGCUACGGCUCCCGCCCUCCUGCGCCCUACCCGACCUACGGACGACCGUCGUACCCCUCGCAGUCGCCUGUGUUCCCUGGCCCACAGGGCAACGGUGGCAUGAUUCACGGCGGGCCUCUGAAUGCUUCGCCCUCGACGUCUCGCUUUGGUGAGAGCUUUGACCAGUUUGAUGCUGGCCGCCCCGUCGGAUUCCCCGCCUCCAAGCCAUCUUCCCGCAGCCUGUCCACCGAGGAUCCCUUCCGCGCUCCUGGUGCGCCGGCGCCUCCUCCCAUCGGCCAGCGCUUGUCUUCGCAGCCUUCGCUGUUCGGCGACGAUCACGAGUUCUUCGGACCUGCCGACCCCAUCGGACCCCCUGGACCCAUCGGCAGCCGCGUGCCCUCGGGCUCUUUCGACCCUCCCGGCAUCUCGAUUCCAGGAAGCUCCGCCGCCCCCGGCGCUCCUGCUGGACCUCCCACUGGUGGUCCUAGCCCCGUCGGCACCGGUCGUGCGCCCUCGCCGCCUCCGCCCGGACAGGUUCUGGGCUCGGCCGCGCUCGGCGACGACGACGAGAUUGUCCAGCCCGCGCGCCGCAGCAACUCGUCGGGCUGGAAGAUGUCGGCACCCGGCGCCGGCCGGUGGUCGACUGCGCCACCGAACAUCUGGCAGAACAACUCGUGGGGCGGCGGCCCCGCACUCAGCCCCGUUGUGCCCGGCGUUCCGCCCGUCGGUGGCGUCGGCAGCCUCGGCGGCAUGGGUAACCGCUUCCCGAGCCCGUCUGCACCGAGCGUGCCGGGCUUGCCUGGCGGUGGACUCAGCCCAAUCGGGGCACCGCCCGGAGGCAGUGCGCUGUCUCCAGGGCCGCAGCAGCAGCAGCAGGCGCCUGACUUCCCUCCCGGCCUAGACAGGCGCUUCCAGGGCUUCCCGCAGGGCAGCUACGGCGUGUUCGGCCCUCCUGGAGGACACUAG